This is a messenger RNA of Quercus robur (English oak), 1938 nucleotides long. RefSeq names its product serine/threonine-protein phosphatase 7 long form homolog. The transcript has 7 exons. NCBI's taxonomy places the organism in Eukaryota, Viridiplantae, Streptophyta, Magnoliopsida, Fagales, Fagaceae. The record is from RefSeq and is a predicted model, not a curated record. Gene Ontology annotation, biological process: meristem maintenance; meristem development. Bases 493 to 1938 code for a protein of 481 amino acids.
UUUCCAAUUGGGCUUUUUCAAAAUUAACGUUCUCACUCUCUCACCCUCAGUCUUACAUCUUCAUUUCCCACACUCACAGAACUCUCUCAUUCUCUCAUUUUCUCUCUAUCUCUCACACGGCCUCUCACAUUCACACACGCUCACACACACAGAGAACCCCGCCGGCGUCGACGAGCAGAGCCCGGCCCAGCCCAGCGACGACGCCGACGAGGCUGAGCCCAGCCAUCUGCUCCUCUCCUCAUCGAUCUCUCUCUCCCUCACUAGGAGAUCCUUUAUCCUUUUCUCCCUCUCUCUCAUUACCACCCCCAUACCCAUUCAUUUUUCCUCACCAUACCCAUACCCAUUCCGAUUUUGGUUGAUGACAUUCAACUCUCUUUGGCUGAAGUCAAAUUUGCUUGGUUACCCAUUCCGAUUUUGCUUGAUGACAUUGUUGCUUGGAUAGUGCAUAUUGUUGCUGCCAUCCUUAAGAGUUUCCAAAUUUCUGCCUUCAGUAUGGAUGCUGCAAAUGCUGGACGGAUUGACCAUACACGGCCUGGCCCUAUUGACGAUUCGGUGUUAAAGUUGCAGUCCACCCAUCGGUCAGAAGCUAUUUGGAAUGGACAGGAUCCAGGGGCCCUUACUUGCCGUGGCCGUACUGAAGAGUUCUCAAACCGAGAACCAAUGGUAGAUGAUCGAGUUGUUCACAUUAUUAAGGCAUUGGGGUUGGAGGGACUGCUGAGGCAGCCGGGUAGAGAGCUUGACCACGGCCUAAUUACAGCCUUAGUGGAGCGAUGGCGGCCCGAGACUCACACCUUCCACAUGCCACAUGGUGAGAUGACCAUUACAUUGCAGGAUGUGGAGGUGAUUCUCGGGCUUCCUAUCGAUGGUGACGCUGUAACAGGGAGCACACAGAAAACUUGGACGGCUGUGUGCGAGGAGUUCCUUGGCUUUCAACCUAUAACUCAAGACCAGCAUAAGGAACUUCAUGGCCAAAGGAUUCUCAUCAAACGGCUUUUGGAGCAAGUUGCUAAUCCAUUGCCGCCUAAUGCCGAAGAGGAUGAGCUGUAUAGGUACGCACGAUGCUAUAUCCUAGCGCUACUGGGGGACACAAUAUUCAUGGACAAAUCUGGCGAUAGGGUGCAUCUAAUGUGGGUGCAGCAGUUGGAAGACCUUCGCAACCCACGAAGGUACAGUUGGGGGAGUGCUUGCCUUGCAUGGUUGUACCGAGAGCUAUGCAGGGCAAGCCAUAAGGAAACCAGUCAAAUCGGUGGAUGCUUACUGUUGGUGCAGUAUUGGGUAUGGGCCAGGUUUCCUUAUUUGUGCCCGGCAAUUGAGCGUGGCCCACCAGUAGGAGCUUAUGGUCCUCCAGCGCGUGGUCCUCUGUACUUGAAGUGGGCGUGGGUCCCAAACAAGAAAAACAGGCCUGCCCACAUCUUCAGGGAUAGGUAUCGCCAGCAAAUAGCUUCAAUGCUGCCAAGCCAGGUGGUGUGGCAGCCGUACGAAGCCCAUUUUGAGGACCUUCCGCCAUGGUGCGUUGCAGGGAGGGCUGUGUGGACGGCAACGGUGCCGCUUGUAUGUUUCCACCUAGUAGAGAUACAUACACCGGAUCGUGUCGUUCGUCAAUUUGGGAUGAUCCAAGAAAUUCCCGAAGAUGUUAACACUGACCCCGUGCUUCAUGCCAUUGAUUUGAGGGGGAAGGUGGGCGUUGAUUGGAUGCGGAAACAUGCCACCCAUUUACUAAAUUGGGGUAACCGCCUUCAACGGUGUUGUCAAGCAGUGCUUGGUGAUAUGCCUCCACAGCAUCAGUACUUCGACUGGUUCAAAAGGGUGACUCGGAGGUUCAUUGAUGUUCCUGGUGCUACAUUGACUAUACUGGUAACUUCUCCACAUUUUGUACAUUUUACCGUACUCCUUAGCAUGAAACAAUAUUGCAUGCAUGAAGCAACAUUACAAAUUUGA